Physcomitrium patens is the source of this 2442-nucleotide messenger RNA. Its product is annotated as zinc transporter ZTP29. Gene Ontology annotation, biological process: zinc ion transmembrane transport. The record is from RefSeq and is a predicted model, not a curated record. Gene Ontology annotation, cellular component: membrane. Lineage: Eukaryota; Viridiplantae; Streptophyta; Bryopsida; Funariales; Funariaceae. Gene Ontology annotation, molecular function: zinc ion transmembrane transporter activity.
CCGUCGCGGCGUCACUCCUGUGAGUCAACUCGGAGCAGUGAUAGGUCUUGCGCCUUCAGCUUUUGCACGUUGGGAUUGCAAUCUGAACCAGAGAUGUUCGUCUCGGAGGGACGAAUUCACCGUGGCUUUCUUCUUCUCUUGAUUCCGGCGAGGCUUUCAGUUCGAAGUCUUGCAUUGCAUCCCUAUUUUUAGAACCCACUGUCACCAAAUCAAGCCAGACGCAAGAAAGCUGAAACUCGCUGCAUUUGUCGUAAAUUUGUAGCUUAGGGUCUACUGCACAGUGCUCGAAGCACAAGGAUUCCGUCGCAGAGACCUUCUUCUUCCGUGCUUCAUCCUCUUGGUCGUCUCAAUUGUCACUCAUCUUUUCCGACACGUUCAUUUGGGGUUGCGAAUCUCAUUUGCCGAGGCAGUGGUGCUGGGUUUCUUUGUAUCAAACGCAAGGAAUGCAAGAGCAUAUCAAUGGGUGUAUCAAACGAUGAAAUUAUCUCGUCUGGGUCUCAAGUAUGGGUUGCGCUGCUGCUCACAAUGGUGGGCGGACUUAGCACAGCCCUAGGGGGACUUGUUGUAGUCCUACAACCAACCCCUAACCUCAAGAGGCUCGGCAUCUUACAAGGCCUAGCAGCUGGAUUGAUGUUUUCUAUUUCCUUCAACGACUUGAUGCACAACGCCAUUAACGCGAUAGGAUUUCCUCGAGCGCAUUUGUGGUUCUUCGGGGGCGUGUUGAUGUUUGCAGGAGUAGUGACCCUGAUCCCCGAGCCCUCGUUAACUCCACAACAGAAUGCGGCCAUGGAUGCAGCUGGGAAGGGCAAGGGGAUCAAACAAGGCAAAGACGUCGAGAAGCCUCAUCUAAUGCGCCAACGGCGAAAACAAGUGCUCAUGAGCGGAAUCGUGACUGCCGUGGGGAUUGGUCUCCACAAUUUCCCUGAAGGAAUUGCCGUCUUCCUUGGUUCCAUCAAAGGCUUACGGGUAGGGAUUAGUUUAGCUUGUGCCAUAGCUCUCCACAACAUACCUGAGGGUGUUGCUGUGGCCCUUCCUGUAUACUUCGCUACGGAGAGCAAGUGGAAGGCGUUUCAGUUGGCAGCUUUCUCUGGAUUGGCAGAACCUCUGGGAGUGAUCAUUGUUGCUACUUUGUUUCCACAGAGCAUGCCGCAUCACAUUCUGGAAGGCUUGUUGGCAGGAGUUGGAGGGAUCAUGGCAUUUCUAACGCUUCACGAGAUGGUGCCACUAGCUUUGGAGUACGCAGGUCGCCGGCAGGCUAUUGCGUCCGUGUUCAUUGGCAUGGCACUCAUGUCUGUGAGUUUGUACUUGCUUGAAAUCAGUGUGCCUCAAGACCUGAAAUUGUGAUUGAUGCCCUCCUUUUCGUGCGGUCUUCUUGUCGCUGUUGAAAUCAACUGUUGAUUGUUUACUGUUUAAAGUGGUCUUGUAACUCUCCAAAUGCCAAAUACGAAUACAAUUGGACGAUUUUGAGUCCAAAUUGGUGUUGAGAAAGUCUCUGCACACCUUUGCAACUUCAAUCUUCGUCUGUGCUCUCCACAGCUGUACAUUUUGCACGGAAUGCGAAAUCAGUUGCUCCAAACUGGAAAGACGCACAUUUGAUAAUAUUUCAAUUUCCCUGAACCGAGAAAGUACCGAAGAUGCAGGAUAACGAGGAAUCAUGCCUCGGCCGCGACAGUGGGAGGGACCCAUUCGGCUGGGACAUGCUUAUCUGGGACCUGUGGUUGUCCCGACUCUGAUAGUGUUGCAAAGCGUUUUUAUGCGACUUCGCUUGUGGGUUCCCUCUGCAAGAUCCUUGACAAGGGCUCCUACUUCAACCUUGAUCACCUUCCACGAUACAGGGAAACAAAUGUCCACUAUCCGGUGAUUACUAACAGUUGAGGGCACUAGCAAGGAGGAGUUGUGAAGCUUCUUCACCAGACCCCAAUUGGCAAUCGAAGGACCUCAAUUCUCAUUGACAGUCCUAGACAGAAACCAAGGCAACUUCACUGCAGUGAAAUUGGCAGCUGAGGUUAGUAUCAUCGGUGACAGAUACAACAGAAGGGUGAUGAAAAGACAAUGUUGAAUAGGCAGUGUCGGUGUGUGAGGGAUCAUUGAUUGAUCGAAAGUGGAAAAUGAGGGCAAGGAACUCCCAGUUGGUGUCAUCUCCGAUUUGAUAUCACUGGAUUAAUUGCCACUCGUUAUGUUGAUCAAUGCACCAAGCUUAAUUAGAGUGAGAUGAAGGCAGUGAUGGAGUUUGGCUCCUUUGGCGUUGAUCCCCAUGUUCCAGCCACUUGACACUGAGGACGCAGGGUACGUUAGAAAAAAACCCCAAUUGUGAUAUUUUCCUGCAUUGUCUGAAACCAUUCAACUUAGUUCUGUGUUGUAAAGCGAAAAAAAAUAUCAUAUACAUAUUACCAUGUAUGUACAUAAGACAUAAAUACAAUGGUUCUGUAAAAAAUACAAAAU